This is a messenger RNA of Ictalurus punctatus (channel catfish), 3063 nucleotides long. It is a transcript of the gene rgra, whose product is annotated as retinal G protein coupled receptor a. The record is from RefSeq and is a predicted model, not a curated record. Gene Ontology annotation, molecular function: G protein-coupled receptor activity. Gene Ontology annotation, biological process: phototransduction; G protein-coupled receptor signaling pathway; visual perception. Bases 272 to 1162 code for a protein of 296 amino acids. NCBI's taxonomy places the organism in Eukaryota, Metazoa, Chordata, Actinopteri, Siluriformes, Ictaluridae. Gene Ontology annotation, cellular component: membrane. The transcript is spliced from 7 exons.
GGACCACCGAGCGGCUUGUUGUGUAACUGAAUGGGCGCAUUGUGUAAACAUGUAUUAAUGAGGUCACGCCGGAUGUGUUCAUUAAGAAAUUCUUCGGUGGAUUUGGGCUUUUGCAUAACCACAUUCCUGCCUUUUUCUCACGAAUAUAUUAACCUUCUAUUCUGAUCACACUCGAGCUUAGGUAUGUUGUUUCUGGGAUUUAUUUCAAAUUUCUGAAUAAAUAUUACAUUUAAGAAAGAAAAAAAACAAACAAAAACAGAUCAACUUCGAUAUGGAUGCUUCUUCUCCUCUGCCGGAGGGAUUCUCUGAGCUCGAUAUUUUUGCAUUGGGAUCAUGUCUGCUUGUGGAGGGACUCCUUGGAUUUUUCAUGAAUGCUGUCACCGUUAUUGCUUUUCUGAAAAUACGAGAUUUGCGGACUCCGAGUAACUUCCUGGUAUUCAGUUUGGCUUUAGCAGAUAUGGGCAUUUCUACAAACGCCACUGUUGCUGCGUUUUCAAGCUUUCUGAGAUACUGGCCCUAUGGGUCUGAAGGAUGCCAAACCCAUGGCUUUCAUGGAUUCCUAACUGCCCUCUCUAGCAUCCAUUUCAUUGCAGCCAUUGCUUGGGACAGAUACCACCAAUACAGUACCAGAGCAAAGUUGCAGUGGAGCAGUGCCAUCACGAUAGCCACCUUCAUCUGGGUCUUUACUGCCUUCUGGGCAGCUAUGCCAUUGAUUGGUUGGGGAGAGUAUGACUAUGAGCCCCUGAGGACCUGCUGUACUCUAGACUUAAGCAAAGGAGAUAGGAACUAUGUCACCUAUCUGAUUCCAAUGGCCAUUUGUAACAUGGGAAUUCAAGUGCUGAUUGUGUACUUCUCAUACCAAUCCAUUGACAAGAAGUUCAAGAAGAUGGGCCAGCAAAGGUUUAACUGUAGCACUCCUUUAAAAACCUUGCUGUUCUGCUGGAGCCCUUAUGGGAUCCUCGCCUUCUAUGCUGCCGUGGAAAAUGUGAAUGUUUUGUCUCCUAAACUGAGAAUGAUUGCUCCUAUCGUCGCUAAGACCUCUCCAACUUUCAAUGUCUUUGUUUACGCACUUGGAAAUGAGAAUUACAGAGGAGGAAUCUGGCAGCUGCUCACAGGAGAAAAGACUGAAUCUCCAGCUUCUACUGAGACUAAGUUUAAAUGAAUAAUCAUUCAUUGUUAAUUCAGUCAUUCAUUCAACUUUAUUAACUGCUUUAUCCUGAUCAGAGUCACACUGAAUUCAGAGAAUUCUGAGAACAUUGUUGGGCAAUGUAACAGUAUUUACAUAUUACAUACUAAAACAUAUUUAUUUCCUACAAAAAGCACUAUGAUCAAACUCCAGAUUGCAAAUCUUCCUUUCCAUGACAUGAUUGUAUACAUUUUCAUAAUAUACAUUUUCCAAGGAUUAAGAAUUACCAGACAGGAGGUGAUUAUGCACAAGACAUACUGCAAUUAUGUCAAACUGCCUUUCAUCCUGCACAUCUCACUCCCUCUUACAUGUGUUCACACAGUCCAUAUCUUACAUAUGUGACACUGAACACCUUUGGGUUGAACUGGAAAGCAGACUGCACACCUGGCCUCAUGUGUGGCCAUAGGCCUCACCUAUGCAACAUCAGUCCCUGACUUUAUUAAAGAUUUUGUGGCUGAAUGAGCACAAUCCACCCUAGCCAAGUUCCAAAAUUUAGUGGAAAGCCUUCCCCGAAGAGUGCAGGUUAUUAUAACAGCAAAGAGGGACCAACUCCAUAUUAAUGUCUAUGGUUUUGGAAUGGGAUGUUCAACAAGUGUUAUGGUGUCCAGACACUUUUGGCCAAAUAGUGUGUGAAAAAAAUCCUACCUCUUUAUCUACACAGAUAUAAUUGGAAAUGUAAAACAUUACAGUGCUAUAAUCCAAGGUGCAGGAGCAUAAAAGUUCUGAAUAUAACUUUUUUUAGCAUUGUUGUUUUUAUCACUCCAUCUCUUAAUGAAAGAGUUCUCUAUCUCAUUAAGAAAUUUAGAUGAUAAGAUCGUGAUAAUCCACUUUAUGUUGCAAUUCUUGCUGCAUUUUAAUUACUAAACAUAACCAAAACAAGUUAAACAUCAUUUUAGAGAUUAAAUGUACAGUACAUACACACUACUUGAACUACUGAAGUAAACUACUAUAAUCCAGACAGAAAGCAAAGCCACAAAACAACCAAACUUUUACAAACAUUCAUCAUUCUGUACACAGUGAUUCAAGCAGGGCUUAAUCCAAAAGCAAUAGGCACUGUUUAUCUGUUGGCCUGGAUCAACCACACAUAGACGUUUGUUCUUGGGUAGCAAACAUGAGCUUUAGGAAAGAAAAAAUUGUAAUAGCACAUCAGAUCAACAAGGCUGUUAGUGAUCUUUUCUUAAUGUGUUAGUGAUUUAUUCCUGUGAUCAAUUGUGACAAUUAAUAUUGUAUUGUCAUGAUUUUCUGUGAUUUUUUUAAUACUGUGAAUGUGGGCUGACACUAUGCCCUAUUAUUAUCUGUAUUAUGAUCAUUUGUACUGUAGUUACUGAUGUGCACUGUGAAGUGAUUUGCAGAUUGAUUAAAAAGUAUUAAUUAUGUUAAUGUUAGAUGUACUGUAAUUUUACAAAGUGGAAAGACAUCAUACAUAUGAAUCGGAGAGAGAGAGAGAGAGAGAGAGAGAGAGAGAGAGAGUGAACGAGGGAAUUAAAAAAUUAUUUGUUCAUGAUAUUUUGUUGCCUGAGAAAUUCUAGUGCAUUAUAUAUAGUAUGUUGUUAUGGCUUGUCAGUGUCUUUGGUAUUAAUUCUUGAAAAAAAAAUCUCAGUUGUGAUGCCUUAUCAGUAUCUUCUGUAUCAUUACAAAUAGAUACAUGUUUGAAUAUUUCUCUGAAUGUUAUUUAAGAACCAGAUCAGGCCAACCACAUUUUCUACAUAAAUAAUGAUUAACGAAGCCCUUAGUGUACCUAGCGUUUGAUCCAGUGGUUAUCAUUGUAUUGUGGACAUGCUCUGAGAUUUAACUGACAUGUUAUCCAAGCAUUCAAAAGCAUUACACAUUAAUUUUCUGACUGAAUGUAUAGUUUCAAAAAUAAAUUAAAUUCACAA